Camellia sinensis is the source of this 1095-nucleotide messenger RNA. NCBI's taxonomy places the organism in Eukaryota, Viridiplantae, Streptophyta, Magnoliopsida, Ericales, Theaceae. The record is from RefSeq and is a predicted model, not a curated record.
AUGGCCAGCGAUGGAAAUGAAAUCGGGUCAUCAGUCAGUGGUACCAUCCCAAUGAAGCAAAUCAUGGAAAGAGCAGUCACCAACUUUUUGCAGGCCUUGCAAACCAGCAUAACCAAUGGGACAUCAAAGAGACGAGAAAAACCAACUACGAUUAAGCAAUUUCAGGAUCUGAAACCCACCACGUUUAUCGGUGGUCCAAACCCACUAGUGACGGAAGCUUAUGUUAGGGACAUGGAGAAAAUCUUUCGCGCACUACCUUGCACAGAGAGACAGAAGGUAGCCUUCGCCACAUUCACCUUCAAAGACGAUGCACAAGAAUGGUGGCUUCUUAUCUUGGAGAAAGAAUAUAUUGUUACUUGGGUAAGAUUCUUGGAGGUAUUCUAUGCAAAAUACUUCCCAGAUUCGCUACGGGAACAAAAGGCGGCCGAAUUCACACAUCUAAGGCAAGAAACCAUGACGGUGGCUGAAUACGAGAGCAAGUUCACACAACUGGCUCGAUUUGCGACAUACGUCAUCCCCACCGAAGCUCGAAAAGCCAGGAAAUUCGAAGCAGGAUUGGAUGCUGAAAUCAAGGACAUGUUGGAGGUUUUGAAACUACCAACCUAUGCAAAGGUGGUGGAUCGAACAUACAUUGCGGAAAAGGGGAUUAAAGGCUUGCGCUCUGGGAAACCAAGCCAAAGGAAGCGAUUUUGGGGAAGAGAUAACAGAAGACCCGGUGUCACGCCUCCCAAGAGGGUAAAUACGGGCACAACUAAUUCAAUUAGUUCAAGCAAUCAAGGUCCUACAAAUCCCAAAGGUGGCACCAUUCCAACUUGUUCUACUUAUGGAAGGAUUCAUUGGGGACAAUGCCGUCGAGACAUGGGAGCAUGCUUUAGAUGUGGCCAAGUUGGCCACUUGCUGAGAGAUUGUCCAAAGCUUACCAGUCCUACAAACUUGACAUACCGUAGUUUUCGAAGUGGUGUGAGCAUUUGGCUCGCAUUUGGCUUUCGGUUUCUUAUGUUGCUUCUUCGACACAAUAGUUUCUCCAUAAGACUCUUACGAGAGGUAUUGUCUUGUUUCGAAGGACCUAAACACGGCGAUCAAGAAUCUGUAUAG